This is a messenger RNA of Momordica charantia (bitter melon), 2555 nucleotides long. RefSeq names its product cationic amino acid transporter 4 (gene CAT4). Lineage: Eukaryota; Viridiplantae; Streptophyta; Magnoliopsida; Cucurbitales; Cucurbitaceae. Gene Ontology annotation, molecular function: amino acid transmembrane transporter activity. Gene Ontology annotation, biological process: transmembrane transport; amino acid transport. Gene Ontology annotation, cellular component: membrane. The record is from RefSeq and is a predicted model, not a curated record.
AUGAGGGUUGGAAUGAAAAUUGAAACUCUGUAUGUAGACGGAAAUGGAAAAUUUACCGUUCAAACUCAUCCCAGUGCCAUUUUUAAAUUCAUUUCUUAUUGUUCUUCUGCAGCAAAUCGGCGAAAGAGAGAAUUAAACAAGGAAGGCCAGCCAUAAAGUUGGUGGGUGGAAGAAGGUGCCCAAUUUCGUCAAAAAACCAAUAAGCUUCCUCCCAAUUUUGUACAGAAAGUUACUGCACGCUCUCUCUUUGGUUUAAUCGUAAUGGGAUUGAGAGAUAUAAGGCACAUGGUGUUACAUUGGGAACAGUGAAGAUAAAUCUUCCAUUCAUCCCUUGUCUUUUCUCUCUGACAUCCCUUUGAAUUUUUGGAGAAAUUUUGGAGAUGGGUUUUGGAGAAUACUGAUAAAUAAGCAAGUUUUUUCGAUUCUGCGCUGUGGGUAUUGAGUAAUAUGCUGAUUCGUGAGCAGAGUUCGGGGAAUACGGAUACUGGUUAUGGAAGAAGGUUAUCGGGUGUUUUUGAAAGUUUGGUGAGGAGAAAGCUGGUGGAUUCUGAUAAUGUAACGAGGGAGAAUCAUCAUCAGCUGGCUAAGAAAUUAUCUGCUCUUGACCUUGUUGCCAUUGGAGUUGGAGCUACCAUUGGAGCUGGAGUGUAUAUUCUGGUCGGAACAGUUGCCAGAGAGCACGCAGGACCCUCUCUUACUAUAUCAUUCUUUGUUGCUGGGGUAGCUGCUGCACUCUCAGCAUUUUGUUAUGCGGAGCUUGCAUGUCGUUGCCCAUCUGCUGGGAGUGCCUAUCACUAUACUUACAUAUGUGUUGGAGAAGGAGUUGCUUGGUUGGUUGGCUGGGCUCUGAUUCUGGAAUGGACAAUUGGUGGUUCUACAGUGGCUCGUGGCAUAACUCCCAAUCUGGCACUGUUUUUGGGAGGUGAAGAUAAGUUACCUGCUUUCUUGGCUCGUAUUUCGAUCCCUGGACUUGGUAUCGUUGUCGAUCCAUGUGCAGCAAUCUUAAUUUUUAUUGUCACUGCAUUGUUGUGCAUUGGGAUAAAGAAGAGUUCAUUGGCACAAACCAUAGUCACAACUGUAAAUGUCUGUGCUUUGCUUUUCAUCACUGCAGUCGGUGGAUAUCUGGGUUUCAGAGAUGGAUGGGUUGGAUAUGAACUUCCAAAUGGGUAUUUUCCCUUUGGAGUGAAUGGGAUGUUUGCUGGGUCUGCAGUGGUUUUCUUUUCGUAUAUUGGAUUUGAUUCAAUUACUAGCACCACUGAGGAGAUGAAAAAUCCUCAACGAGAUUUGCCCCUAGGUAUAGGAUUAACUAUGCUUAUCUGUAGCAUUUUGUAUAUGCUCGUUUCCACGGUGAUUGUUGGCUUGGUACCAUACUAUGCAUUGGAUCCUGACACCCCUAUCUCCUCUGCAUUUGCUAGCUAUCGUGUGCACUGGGCCACGUACAUAAUUACAGUUGGGGCAGUGACUGCUCUUUUCGCCAGUUUAUUAGGUUCCAUUCUUCCUCAGCCCCGGAUUCUAAUGGCCAUGGCUAGAGAUGGAUUGUUACCCUCUAUUUUUGCAGACAUCAAUAAGCACACCCAAGUUCCAGUAAAGGGCACCAUUAUAACAGGUCUCUUUGCAGCAGCUCUGGCAUUUUUUAUGGAUGUUUCACAGUUGGCAGGAAUGGUGAGUGUGGGAACACUUCUUGCAUUUACGACUGUCGCAAUUUCGGUUCUGAUACUCAGAUAUGUUCCACCACAUGAGUCCCCACUUCCAUCAUCACUUCAAGAGGCUAUCAACUCAACAUUAUCACAGUUAGAUGGUGAGAGUCUGGAAACUGCUGUUGGAGAUUCAGCUGGUAUUUGUGAGAAUAAUAUUCAAGAUUCAAGCGAUAAGGGGAACGAUGUACUCGCUUACCCUCUUAUCGAGAGAGCAGUAUCUCGAGAAGAGAAACGGCGAAAAACUGCUGCUUGGGCUAUUGCACUUGUCUGUGUAGGAGUUCUUAUAGUUACAUUCACAGCUUCAGCCAAGUAUCUCCCCAGCAUUCCUCGCUUCACCUCGUGCGGGGUCGGUGGAGUUCUUCUAUUGGGUAGCCUGAUUGUGUUGGCUUCUUUAGAUCAAGAUGAUACAAGACACAGCUUUGGCCAUACAGGAGGUUUUGCUUGCCCAUAUGUACCUUUCUUGCCGGUUGCCUGCAUUCUUAUAAACACCUACUUGCUGAUCGAUCUUGGACUCGCAACUUGGAUAUGGGUUUCGGUCUGGUUUGCAAUCGGAGCAUUGGUUUACGUGUUCUAUGGUCGGACUCACAGCUCACUGGUGAAUGCGGUUUAUGUUCGCUCAGAUUAUGUCAACGAGAUCUACCGCUCUUCGGAUCAUGUAGCAUAGUGUUGUACAUUAUUACAUGGUACCUAGAAAAAGCUUUGCUAUGCUUCAAUGGUGAUCAUGUAAAAUGUAAAUUACCGAAGGACUACAUACUUUAUUCUUGUGGUGUAAGGCAGCACCAUGUGAUAGGUUGAUAUUAUUGUUAUUAAAAUUAUGAUCUUAGAGGUAUAUAUCAAAUUGUAUAUUUUUGCUUCUAA